CCAAGAUGGCGAAAUUCAGCUACGGAGCGCUAGCUGGACGGUUUUUCCAAACUGUUCGUGUAAACGGUGGUAUAAAGGGCUGUUUCUGGAAGAUCCUGCGAGGAGAUGAUCUUCGACUAGGUGUGCUGGUUGGAACUGACAAGUUUGGCAAUAAAUACUUUGAAAAUGAGAAAUAUAUUCAGUCGAGACACCGUUGGGUAGAGUACAGACAAGAUAAGUACUGGAACCUGGAUGCCAGUAUGGUCCCUGCUGAAUGGCAUAGGUGGCUACAUCUCAUGACGGAUGACCCACCCACAACGGUCCCUCCCACACCGCGAAAGUUCCUCGCCGACCACACCUAUAAUCUAUCAGGCACCAAAGGCCGAUACGUUCCGUCCACCACAACACCCAAGAAAAUACAUGAAUGGGUGCCACCACAAAACAACUAAAUGGAUGUACAAUCUUUGUAGUACACCUAAUAACAGUCCCAUUUAUGUUUAGGAAGUUUUAAGAAUAUGGCACCAAAUGCCCAUUUAAUAAUUGCUUAUAAAUCAUUGAAGCAGGUGUUCCAACCUUAUCCAAGUCCAAAUAGUUGGGUGUUGAGUAAAUUAAGCCCUUGUCGAAACGAUGGCUUCGGAUUCGGCUCAGGCUAGCUUGGCCCCGCUAAUUGAUUUGACAAUUGCGCAUGCUUUGCGUAUACGCACUCAGGGGUUCAAACGAGAGAAUAGAACUUCAAGCCGAAUCCAAAGCCGAAGCCGUGGUUUGGAAGAGGGCCUAAGAUUAUAAUACUUUGGCACAUUUUGGAAAAAAGCUCCUUCAACAGCAUUGAGAUGUUAUAAUAAAUACAUUUUCAAAGUUCAGGUUGUCUCCCCCCAUCCCCCCUCCCAAAAAAAAUCACUGUUAUUUAUUAAUAGAAAACGGCUCUGGCAUAAAACAAAACAGACAGGGCCCUUAUAAGUUUGUGCAUGGAAAGGAUAUUUAGUUUUCAAGGUUUGCAUGAAGUGUGACCAUGUGCUGUGGGGAAAUUUUGUUCAUUAGCAGUAAACAUGGCUUUGGCAUUGGACUACAAAGGCCUAUUCAUUCAUUCAUUGUGCCCCAUCAGAUCCAAUACGACUCUCUAAAUAUUCAUGCACGACGUCAUCAUUCUAGCCUGAAGGGAGGCCAUCGGCACAGUCACUGCAACUAGGAUCGAAGGGCUGCUACUGGCGGUGGCAUGAUGUGAGCCGAUGGCCUUAUUUUUGGCUAGAUUUGUGAUGUCAUGCAUGAAUAUUGGAUGUCGACCCUGCGGUGCUCAUUUGGGUGAGCCCCUGACAAGAGCUAAUCGAACAAUCACACUCGCCCUCUGGUGGUGACGUCAUACACCUUUGGCCAGCCCCAAAGGACCCGUUCCACAAGCAGAGCAGUGGGGGCUGACCCAGGUGAUCCCCUGGAAUGACACACAGCUAUUCGAACGUACUGGGGGAAGACCGGGGCUGACCCGGGAAGCUAAUCGAUAGCACCCAUUAAGAGAGGCAUAUAGCCAAAGUCUCUCUAUUUGAAGAAAGUUUUAAGCAUUCGAUCACAGUGAAAAACACAUGUUCGAACAUUGUAAAUAACAUUGUGCACUCAAAACCAAAUCCGAUUGUAUAUAAAUAUUGAUUGAUACAAUAAAUAUUUCAGUUUUGAUUUCAAAAAAA
Messenger RNA from Asterias rubens (European starfish), 1655 nucleotides. RefSeq names its product NADH dehydrogenase [ubiquinone] 1 alpha subcomplex subunit 12-like. The coding region runs from base 6 to 428 and encodes 140 amino acids. Gene Ontology annotation, cellular component: membrane. The transcript is spliced from 4 exons. The record is from RefSeq and is a predicted model, not a curated record. Lineage: Eukaryota; Metazoa; Echinodermata; Asteroidea; Forcipulatida; Asteriidae. Gene Ontology annotation, biological process: mitochondrial respiratory chain complex I assembly; response to oxidative stress.